AUUUACGUCAUCUACCUGCUAAAAUUUUGGCAAGCAUAUCAUUUUGCCUUAGCAGGACCACGGUUAUCGUGAAGGGGGUCUAUCCGAUUGCAAUCGGGAUAAAAAUUGCUACCCUGGGCGGUUCUUAAUUUUUCUUUGGGUUUUUCAACAUCCGAUGAGGGAUGAGGCGGGAAGAUCAACGAAAUUAAUUUAGGCCUGCAUCGUAGUACAAGUUUAUCUCGGAAAUAUAACAAGGAUUUCAAAACAAAGGCAGCUAAAUUCAACUUUGAUGGCAAUGUUAUAAUCUUUGGGUUUCCUAUGGGUUGUGUAUAACGAAGUUCUUCAUGGACACUAGGUUGACUUUCAUAACACUCCAACUAGUGUUUUGUUUCCCAUAUGUAUUUUGUAUAGAUGAAUUUGGAUUCUCAGGGCAGAGUCCCCUGGAACUGAAAGUCCUGUCUGGGGAGAGUCGCCUGGAGUCGUUUAUCCUGGAGAUGAGCUUCAAGUCUUACACUACCGACGGGCUGUUGAUUGUCCAUCGCUCAACUUCAUCAUCAGAUUUCUAUACCGUAUCAGUGCACAACAUGACACUGGCAUUCUGGUUACAGUCUUCUAAUCAGUUGUUGAAGACCGAGAGUUUUCAUCCCAUCAACUAUGAUGAAUGGAACAACAUAACUCUGGUGAAGACAAACAGGCUGAUCUCUCUGUCUCUUAAUGAUUGUCCUGUCAUUGAGAGUGAAACACAAUUAAGUGGGAGAACGGAAUACCUAAUUGAGUUGGGUGAGAUCCUGUACCUUGGAGGACACCACACCCCCUCACAGCUGACCGGUCUAAGCCCCACCGCCAAGGAGUUCACAGGAUGUGUCAGGGAGCUCAAGUUCACAGCACAGAUAUCCACAUGGAAAAACCUAUGUUUCUGGUGUUUAUUUACUCAGUCUGUAGAGUAUAGGUUGUCGCAGGACACUGUGACAGUUGAUCAUCUCAGGAGAGGCCUGAUCAAGAACUGUGAUACAACCAGACUUUGUCAGUACUCUCUAACUGUCAACAACAUCCAACCAAUAGUCGCGAAUCUCUGUCAUUGGGCAGAAUCAGACAUCUCCAUGGCAACCAAUGUAACCAGCAAUUGUUCGGGUCUUCUGAUUUCCUAUGAUUGGAGCCUACAUUACCUCUAUGGGAGUUAUGUAACUAUAUCAGAUGGCUCUCGACACACCCUGCCCGACACUACUCCACUUAACCGGUCCGUCUUGUCCCUGACAGUGGGAGCUGACCACAGCAAGGAUCUUGUGAAUGGGGUGUACGGUGUCCGUCUGACCCUAGUCGUUACCUCGGAUACAGACAAAGCAAGACUUAUACAGCAGGGUUACUUUAUGAUUGGAUGCCCGGAUGUAGAGAAUGCAGGGUCAGAUUUCAACUGUGAAUGGCUGAAUGAAAUCUUAACCAGGGAUCUCCAUCUGGCCAUCCAAAUCCAGACAACCAUACAUUGUAGAAAUACUGAACCUGUCACAACCAUAGGACAUCUUCAGAAAACUACUGAAUUCUGGAACCUGGAAGAGCAAGCCAAAAAUAUUUCAGCCCACACCAAGAAGCUGACUAUUUACCACCCCCCACUCCAAAUUCAAUGCCUGAGCGGCUGUGGGGACAAGGUGAACCCAGGGGAGAACCUGACCGUGCUAAGCAUGUGUAGGUCCUGUGUAACUCACUCCUGGGCAGUGUAUGGGUGUGGAUCUUUGUGUGACACAGAGGUCAAGGUCGCUGACCGCCCUCAGAAUGAGUCAGUGUUCAGCUUCCAUGUGAACAAUUCCUUCGUCAACCAGCAAGUGGUCUAUAUCGGAACUUAUCCCACAGGUAGAAAUGUGAGAGCAGUGUACAACCUGACCCUGAAUGAACCCCCAAUUCUUGGGAACUGUUCCAUCACCCCCCAGUCAGGACGCACCCUCCUGACCAGCUUCAAUGUAUCCUGUCAGGGAUUUUUUGACCCUGAUUCCCCACUGACUUACACUCUCUACCAGAUCCAGUCUACAGGUAAGAAGACAAAACUUAUGAAAUCUGAGGAAGCGUUCAUACCCGCUCUGUACCUGAGUGAGGGGCCCACAGAGAACAACCACACCCUGUCACUAGUGGUGGUGUGUAAAGACAGCAUGGGCUUGGAAUCAUCAGCCUUGCCUCUCAGUGUCAUGGUACUGCCUUUGGCAUCCGGCUCGGAUAUUGUGGAUGUGAUUUCUGGGAAUGUCCUCGGUAACUCCAGCUCCACAGGGAUAAUCAGUGACCUACUGGCGGCUGGACAGCAGUCAGCCGUGACACAGAUCUUACAAACCUCAGUGCUAGCUCUGAAUACUGAUGCAGCAACAAACGAAAGCAACACGGACAGGAAACAGCAGCGCACAGAGAUCAGAGAAGUAGUGGUUGCCAUUCUGGCCAAUUCUUCCACUAGUUCCCCGGACAUUGAGAUGGUCACCAGUAUCCUAAACACAGCCACAGAAAUCCAGGAAGAACUAUCCCCACAAAUACAGGAACAGGCAACAGUCCUAUAUGAAGGAAUGACUUCAGCUUUUUCAAAUAAGUCAGCUAAUGUUUCCCAAAGUGAAGCUGAAAAAACUGCAGGGCUGCUGUUAGAAGGAGUGACCAUGCUGCUCGACACACGGACCAUCUACGGUACAAAGAUUCUCCACAUGGGACCACCCAAUGACACCCUACAGAAGGAGGUCAAGAGUUCAGCAGAGAGGCUUCUGGGUACUGUGGACAAGAUUACCGACAUCAUGAUGGACUACAUCACCCCUGACGCUGCCCCCUCAGUGUUCACCACCCAAAAGAUGAACCUGGCUCUGUCCAAAGCCUCACCCUCACAACUUGGGGGAAAAAAGCUGUCCUUAGACAGGGGAAACAACUCUGGUGAUUUUACGAUCCCCUCUGAUGGGAAGUUGUCUACCUUGUUAAGCAAUACCUCCUUUACAAGCAUCCAGGUGAUGCUGACAGAGAAGAAUCCAUAUAUCUGGGACCCCGCCUCCGACUCCCUGACCACACCCAUGGUGUCCUUGACCCUCAGAGAUGACCUUAACCAAAAGCUCAAUGUCACCUGUCUCACAAACCCUGUAGAUGUUUACAUUUCCAACUCUAAUCCAGUGAUACAAAAAUCAGAAGAAAACUUCACACUAAGUGUACAAGAUUUUGAUAGUUUUAAUGCCACGCAGACAACUGAACUGUGCAGAAUAAUGACCUUUAACUCCACAGAAGGAAGAUCUACUGUUUUCACUGUGCGACCUUUGACAUUUAACCUCACUGUUAAUGUCAUUGAAGUUCAGAACAGAACCAACAUGAGUCAUCUUAAUGUCAGGGCUGCAGGAGUCUCACUCAGUAAACUCAACAACUUCACACACAUCUUUAGUUCCUUUCCAACUGGAGAAGUCUCUCUAGCAUUCUGUAUUGACCAGACGAUGGAUAAUUACUUGGAGCUGAGCCGUCAGUGUUUGACCUUAACCUCCUGUGGUUUGACCUUGGAGACCCAGCUGUACUUUGCUGUGUGUAUGUACUGGAAUGUCACAGAGGACAAGUGGUCUUCAAGUGGAUGUCAGGUAGGUCAACAGACAACCCCGGUUUCCAUGCAUUGUCAGUGUACACAUCUGACGGCUUUCUCCGGUAGUUUCUUGGUGGCGCCUAACUUUGUUGACCCGUUUGCUGAUGCGGCGCUGUUCCUGACCUUCUUCUCUAACCCGGUGGUGGUCUCCUGUGUGAUCCUGAUCUGGCUGAUCUACUUCACUCUGUUGACCUGGGCCAAAAAACAGGACAGACUGGACAAGUACAGGGGUGGAGUCAUCAUUGCCCAUGAGAACAACCCUGACCACAAGUACGCGUACCUGGUGUGUGUAAUCACAGGGUGGUGGAAGAACGCCGGCACCACCUCCAGUGUUAGCCUGUCCUUCGCUGGAACUGAGGGCCACAGUGGCCGCCACUGUCUGAGCGAGUCCGUUCCAGGGAGACAGUGCUUUCUGUCAGGAUAUGAGGACUGGUUCCUGGUCACCACCAGCCACAGUCUUGGGGACCUCCGGAGUCUCUCAGUGUGGCACGACAGCUCUGGGAAAUCCCCACAUUGGUACUUGUCCAGAAUCCUGAUAGAGGACCUCCAGACCCAGCAGACCUGGACCUUCCUGUUCAGUGACUGGGUGGCGGUUGACAGGGGCUCGGUCAGUCUCAAGGUCACCCUCCAGCCCUGCUCCCUGGAGGACCUCAAGUCUCAAACCAACCAGCAGUUCCUGUUCAAGUCGAGCCGGGACCUCCGAGAGUCACACCUCUGGCUAAGCAUUGCUUCAAAGCCCUCCUACAGCUCCUUUACCCGCGCUCAGCGACUGUCCUGUGCCCUCUGCCUGCUUCUGAUGACCAUGCUGACCAGUCUGAUGUUUCAUGGGAUUCCCACUGACGACCCGGCAGACCAGGCUCGAGUGAGCUACAUCACAAUCUCGUUGUCUGAUCUCGUGAUUGGGGUACAAAGUGGACUCAUCAUGUUCCCUGUCAAUAUACUCAUCAUUCAGCUCUUCCUAAAAGCCAAGAAAAAGCCAAGGGGCACAACUCCUGUAAGAGUAAAGAAGAAGAGAAAGAAACAGAAAAAAAAUUCUGUAGGUGGCAUUGAAGCUGGUGAGGGUAGCGAAACACUAGAGGAAGAGGAGGAGGAAGAGAGAGAACCAGCCAAGGAGGAUGGGAUACUGCCAUGGUGGACGGUCUACAUUGCCUGGACAUUGGUGAUCUCCCUUUCUGUGGUCUCCUCGUACUUUGUCAUGUUGUACGGACUAAAGUACGGCUAUCAGAAGAGUGUGGACUGGCUUGUCUCCUUCUUCACUGCCUUCUUCCAGAGCGCUUUCAUUACCCAGCCAUUCAAGGUCAUCGCCAUCUCCCUUGUCUUCACCAUGAUUCUGAAGAAACCAGUGGUAGUGCAGGGAGGGAAGGCCAGCACAGAGAAGAUGAGUGAGCAGUUUGACUCUGCAAACAAGCCCCAGAGCCGCUACGUUCCAGACCCACUCUCUCGACGACUAAUGAACAGGAUCCGCAAAAAGCUGAAACUUGAAGAGGAGAUUCACGUUACCCUGAGAGACAUCGCCCUGUACGCGCUUUUUGUGAUCUGUAUCCUUUUCAUGGCGCACGGUCAUCGGAACGUCGGCAAGUCGCUGAAGAUGCGCCGGUACAUGGAGAGCGUGUUUAUUGAGCCCAGACACCCUCCAAUCUACUCCCAGGCCUCGGGCUUUUCCACGGACAUCCUGGAACUCAGUAAUGAGCGCAUUGUUCCUGUUCUCGGUGAGAUGUCGCUAGGCAACGCUACAGCACCUGGACUGGUCAGCGAGUACUUUCUGUUGGGAAAGUACCGAAUACGACAGGUCAGAAUUCAAGAAGACAGCUGCGACUAUCCUGAAUGGGUACGGAGGAAGACUAUGACAUUCAGCAUGAACUGUUCUGGCGAGUACUGGAUCGGCAACGAAGACUCGGGGGACUACAACAUGAGCUGGAGAGAGCCCCUCACCUACAAACCCAAGCAGCUGUCCGACACCUGGAGUCACCGCUCCUCCUGGUCCCUCAAAACCAUCCCCUACGAGGGGACCCUAGCCACAUACAGUGGCGGGGGUAUAGCUUGCCAGACGAAAGCCAAUCAGCAGGCGUUACACGCCCACCUGUUUACGUUAUACGACUCCGGGGAGAAGCCGUACUGUGGCGGGGCCGUCAACGUGACCCUUGACCUGGCGCUCCGUCAGGUCAUCGAUCUGAAAUGGCAGGAUUGUCGGCUAGUGUGGAACAGCUCGCACUUUGGGGGCAUAGAGAGCUUUGUGGUUCCGGUCCGGUAUAUCUGGGUUCCGGAUAUCACGCUGUAUGACGGAAUUUCCCCGGAGUUAGUCGGUUUCCGUGAUUUCCGGUCCAGCCUUCACUCGGAUGGCACGGUGAGCUAUAACUUCCCUACCCUGACAGAGAGCCUGUGUACCCUAGAUGUGGACAGGUUCCCGUUCGAUCAACAAACCUGUCCCCUCGUGUUCGGCUCCUGGGUCUACGACGGAACCCAGAUGGAUUUGGUGAGCAAGAGUCCGGCGGGGGACUUGUCGUCUGCUGUUGAGCACGUGGAGUGGACGUAUGUUUCCAUGCGCGCGGAAAAGCACGUAUUGCAGUAUAAAUGCUGCCCAGAACCCUACUCUGACGUCACGUUCUACCUGACCCUGCGGAGGAAGCCCAAGUUCUACCAGAACAGUCUAUUCGUCUCCUCGGCUCUGAUCACAGUGAUGGCGGUGCUGGGGUACCACCUGCCUGUGGAGUCUGGAGAGAAGGUGUCCCUCCAGAUCACCGUCAUGUUGUCCCUGGCAGUGUUCCAGCAGCUGGUGUCCGACAAACUCCCGCCGUCCGCCGACAGUACGCCGCUCAUAGCGAAGUACUUUAACUUUUCGCUGUGUUUGGUGGGAAUUACCUGUCUCAUGGCGGUGGUUGUAAUAGCAAUCCAUUACCAAGGCAACACGCGCAUGCCGGACUGGCUGUACAAUAUCGGUGUCCUCAGGUUGUCUAAGAUUACCCUGGUUUGUGUUGAACACCUAAACGGCGUCCCUGAACAGAUCCAAAACAAUAACCACGUGGAAAAUUGUAGAAAACACAAAGAAAACUCGUAUUGUGAUAAACAACAUAUUAUGGAGCAAUCACCUAAAGAAUACUAUUCGAUUCAAAGUGGGAAUCCUGUGAUCAAGGCACCAAAUGUUGACUACGAAGAAGCCUGGAAGAAGCUUGCAAUUGUUGUGGACCGACUUUGUUUCUUUUUGUUCAUCGUUGUAUGUUGUACGGGUAUAGCUGGCCAGACGACAGCCAAUCAGCAGGCGUUACACACCCACCUGUUUACGUCAUACGACGCCGGGGAGAAGCCGUACUGUGGCGGGGCCGUCAACGUGACCCUUGACCUGGCGCUCCGUCAGGUCAUCGAUCUGGAUGAGCCCCAGCAGAUUCUGAGGGCCAAUGUGUGGGUCAGACUGAAAUGGCAGGACUGCCGUCUGACGUGGACCCCCUCCAGUUAUGGGGGCAUCUCCAACUUCAUCGUGCCCUACAAGUAUAUCUGGAUCCCAGACCUCACCUUAUACGACAGCGUUUCGGAUGAUUUCGUCGGACUGAAGGACUACCGCCCGAACAUCUACUCUGACGGCACCGUGUACUACAACUUCCCCAGUGUGCUGGAGAGCAUCUGCGCCGUGGACGUAGAGAAGUUCCCGUACGACGACCAGACCUGUAAGCUGCUGUUUGGGUCCUGGGCCUACCACGGCCUUGACAUGGACUUACAGUAUAAGAAUCCACAAGGAGACUUGUCGUCUGCUGUCACAAACGUGGAAUGGACGUAUGUCUCUCUGAAGGCGGAGAGACACGUGCUGUAUUACGGAUGUUGUCCCGAGCCCUACCCUGACGUCACGUACUACCUGAAACUGAAGCGAAAACCUCAGUUCUACCUGAUCAAUCUGAUCGUGCCGUCCAUGUUGAUUACAGUCAUGGCCGCCCUGGGCUACUACCUGCCUGUGGAGUCCGGAGAGAAGGUGUCCCUCCAGAUCACAGUCAUGUUGUCCCUGGCAGUGUUCCAAUUACUGGUGGCUGACAAACUCCCGCCUUCAGCAGACGCCACGCCCAUCAUCGCUACAUAUUUUAACUUCUCCUUGUUUCUGGUUGGAUUAGCCUGUGUAAUGGCGGUGGUUGUCAUAGCAAUCCAUUACCAAGGCAACAGACGCAUGCCUGACUGGUUGUACAGUAUUGGGGUUUUGAAACUGUCGUAUAUCACGUGUGUUCACAUAGAAAACAGGCCAUCAGCGGAUGAUCGGAAGACUACGACUGACUUGUUUGCAGUUAAAAGUCAAAAUCAUAAAGUGAGCCCAGCUAUUAAAACAAAGAGUAACUUAACCUUAUUAGAUCUCGAGCCGGUAGUCACAGCAGAAAAGAAAAAUAACGAGCAAAAGGAUCCUGUGGAUGCGGCACCAAAAAGAGUGAAUCAGGAUGACUGGAGAAAAUUAGCAUUAAUCGUGGACAGACUCGCAUUUUAUCUAUUUAUGAUCGUUGGUGUAGUUGGGACAUCCAUCAUUUUCUCAAAGUUUGGGAUGUGACAUUCUAUGAGUAUUCAUGCAUUCAUUUCAUUGGAAACUUUUGACGCAAGCUUUAUUUGACUAUUCUUGAAGUAUCUGUGGGGUUCUCUACACCCUUUUACAUAUUUUUAAAAUAGUAAAUCAAAUUAUAAAGACUGAAUUGAGAUAUUUUGUCAAAUUAGUAAUGACAAAAACAGACUUGUCUCAUACAGCAUUGACCAUGUGACUUGCAGAUUCAAUCACCAGGGAAAUUGUUCAUAGAUAAAAUGUAUUGUCAUAAAUGUUUUCCCCUUAAAUUCA
Magallana angulata is the source of this 8345-nucleotide messenger RNA. Its product is annotated as polycystin family receptor for egg jelly-like. Gene Ontology annotation, molecular function: extracellular ligand-gated monoatomic ion channel activity; protein binding; calcium channel activity. The record is from RefSeq and is a predicted model, not a curated record. Gene Ontology annotation, biological process: monoatomic ion transmembrane transport; detection of mechanical stimulus. The transcript has 41 exons. Lineage: Eukaryota; Metazoa; Mollusca; Bivalvia; Ostreida; Ostreidae. Gene Ontology annotation, cellular component: membrane. The coding region runs from base 324 to 8066 and encodes 2580 amino acids.